UUGUACAUGCUGGAAUCGCGACUUCAAUGCUGGGAAAAACAUUCUCUACCUGGGAGAAUGUAUCAUUAACCAAGAAUAAAAACACGAGAAUUUUCACAAAUAAGAUGUCAUUAUUUCAUUUAUGGCAUCUGACUGGCAACAGUUUAAGUGCGAAUUAAAAACUGUGGUAGCCCUGUACGGUCAACUGUCAAUAAAAUCACAGCCAUGUGGUAACAUUGAGCUUAAUCAAUCUGUUUGGUAACAAAUAUACCUACUUAUCAAAUAUUUUCUCUAAUAAAUAAAUAUCUAAUAAAUAUCUUCUCUAAAUUUCUAGAAAGUAGCUGCGUAGUGGUGUUAAGCAAUAGAACACUUUAAUAAUGCGGUUUUUAUGUGUGCAACAAAUAUAGAGGCGGUGAAAUCGAAAAGGAAAUGCGACGUUCACUAUAAAUGUAAGAUUGACAACACCUUGAUGUAUUAUAGGAAACGGAAUAGCGAAAAAAUUAGAAUGAUAAUAAUAUAUGAAAACGCCGGCGCCCACCAAACAUAGCACAAUCGACAUUUCGUGUUUACACAUAAUAGUAUAAUCAGAAUACACCCUAAUGUCGAAAUCACAAGCUUCGUGCGGGUUUGCUACUCAGCAGGUUCCUUCGUUGCAAAAUGAAGAACAAAUGGUUCUGCAUUUACACAUGCCCAACAAAGGCAUGCGGCCUAUCAAUAUCAACGAGGCAAACGAUACUGUACAGCAUGUAAUAGAACGUGCUGUGCGUAGUUUAAUACCAGGUCAUAUGCCGAAUGCUCAUUUUUAUGCUCUCCGAUUGAAUAACGUUGUAACAAAGGAAAUAUUAUGGAUGACCAGGUCAACGGGAAUGAAUCAGGUCAUGAGAUACAUAUGGUAUCCGAUUUGUCCAAAUCUUGAGUGUUCCAGUUAUGAAAAUACAAGAGUGAAGAGUAGCAAUAGAAAUUCGGUAAAUAGUGUUUGGCGGGCUGAGCUACGGAUACGUUACAUUCCAAAUAGUUUAGCUGAAUUCUAUGAGGAGGAUAAGACAAGUUGUUUAUAUUAUUUUGAUCAAGCCAAGCAAGAUUACGUUUUGUCGGACCCCUCAAUCGAUGUCGAUACGGCGAUACUGUUAUGUUGUUUAAGUAUCCGGCAUUACUUUAAAAAUACGAUCAUCAAAGCCCCAGAUAAAAAACAUCAUAUUGACUAUGUUGAGAAGGAAAUUGGUUUAAAUUCUUUUCUUCCUAAAUCUGUGAUAAGUUCAGUAAAGCCAAAGAAUUUGAAAAAAUUAAUUCAAGCUGGAUACAAGAAAGUGUAUAAUUUUACCGAUAUUGAAUACAUAAGCAAGUUUUUUGAACUUCUGCAAUCAUGUAAAAUUAAUAGUUACGAAAAGUUUUCAGUAACAUUAAGCUCAGCAUGGAAUAUAUCCGGCAUUCUAUACAUCGGUCCACAAAUCGGAAUUUCCUAUCAAACUCAUCCACAAGCUGACCUGACUGGCGUCGCAACAUUCAAAGACAUAAUAAAAAUUGUAACACUUGCUAUACCCAGAGAUAAUGUUAGCAAAGAAUCCAAAAAACCUUUUCCAAAUGCUACUAAUGCAGAAGACAAAUAUGAUCCAUGCAAAUGUUGGGAAGUGAAAACUCAACUGAGAAUAACCACUCGAAGCAACGAUGAAGACUUAGUCAUAACAUGUGAUGGCAUAAAUACGGCUGAAAGUAUUGCCGAUCUUAUUGACGGAUAUUGCUGUUUAAUCCAUGGUAGCAGUUAUGUUUCUAUAUGGGAACGGAACGACGGUAAUAGUAUAAAUAAUGGUUUAAAUGCAGCGACAGCAGCUUUAAAGGAGAAACAAAAUAACGGAAUAGGCAAGACAAAGAACAACAGCGGAGAUUCGACGGACGGUGGAGCGACUACUCAAACUUGCGGAAAAUCAAAGCCCACCUUAACUGAAGAUUACGCUGAAAUAGGUCUAAUAGAUGAAGAGGGAGACUACUCUACGCCAACGGCUCGAAAUUACGAAUUAGAAAGAUCUCAGAUAAAUCUCAAUGAAAAAAUUGGUGUUGGCCAGUUUGGUGAUGUUCAUAUAGGCACAUACUUUCCGAAGGCUAAGAAGAAUGCCAAACCAAAUAUAUUGGGUAAUAUAGAAAUGAAAUCGUCUGUAAUUCAAGUGGCAGUCAAAACGUGCAAAGCAAGCGAUGAUCCACAAAAAAUGGAGCAAUUUCUAGAGGAAGCAUAUAUAAUGCAAAAAUUCGACCAUCCACAUAUAAUAAGGCUAAUUGGUAUAUGCAGUGAGUCACCAAUUUGGAUUGUUAUGGAACUAGCACGUCAUGGAGAACUCCGAGCCUAUUUGAAGACCAACAGCAAGAAGCUAAAGCGUGGCACUCUGCUCCUCUAUUGUUACCAGUUAUCCACAGCUUUGAGUUAUUUGGAAUCUAAGAAGUUCGUACAUAGAGAUAUUGCGGCACGAAAUGUGCUUGUGAGUUCGCCGACGUGUAUCAAGCUUGCUGAUUUCGGUCUCUCACGUUGGGUGUCGGAUCAAUCAUAUUACCAUUCGAGCAUGUGUAUUUUGCCAAUAAAGUGGAUGGCGCCAGAGUCGAUCAACUUUCGUAGAUUUACAAACGCAAGCGAUGUUUGGAUGUUUGGUGUUUGUGCAUGGGAAAUUCUUAUGCUGGGUGUUAAGCCAUUUCAGGGUAUCAAAAAUAGUGAUGUCAUUACCAAAUUGGAAAAUGGCGAACGUUUACCGUUGCCAAAAGAUUGUCCGCCGCGAUUGUAUUCGCUUAUGUCACAAUGCUGGGCGCAUGAGCCGUCUAAACGACCUACGUUCCAGAGAAUUAAAGAAACUCUCUAUGAAAUUUUGGUGGAUGAAAAAAUUAGCGAUUCUGAGACGAUGCGGCGCGAAAACCGGCGUGUAGCAGCAAUGUCUUGGAGUGGCUGUGAAGGCGAUGUACCACCAGUAAAACCAGCUAGAACUCCCUUCGAAGGAGAUACCGCACUGCAGUCAUCCAUAGUAAGCGAAAAGAACCAGCUGAGCCCACAAACGUACAUUAUUGCUCAAAAUCCCGAAGUUUUAGCCAGGCUAAUGAUGGAAAACGAAAAUCGCAGCAUUAAUCCAGCAGCUUAUACAACACCAGCUUCGGUAUUUAAUACAUUAGCUGUAGAGAUAGAUGAAUCUAAAUCAACAAAAGUCCCAAAUAGUACAGAUGUACCAUUAAAAAUGACCAAAUUACCAGCAUCCGAACUGUUGAAAUUAGAUCCGAUUGUUAAUGAGCAAUGUUUCGCGCCGCCGCUUAGCCAUUCAGCUGGUGGUGCUGCAGUUAGUCAAACAACAGAAUCUUUGCCCCGUACCAUGCAUUGUAGUUGUUUAGAUAUAAAAUGCACUUUUCUUAAUGCCAUGCGUCCCGAAAAUUCAAAUAGUUUACGCGGCCAAAGACCCCAAAUGCAAAAUAAUUUUGUUUUAUAUAAUCCACAAGCAAAUAUCUACGAUUUUCAACGCAUGCCAACAGAUCCAAAGAUUUCUAAAUCUGAGUUGAUACGAAGAUGCAACAAUCCAAAUUCGUAUGGUAGUUUAGAAAGAAAUCAAGACACUUUUGUUAUUGGCGCAGUGAAGUCAAUGCAAUCGAAGGGUGGUAGUCUUGAACGUAACCAAUCGAUUUCUAUUUCAAAUAAUUUAAUGCACGAUUGGGUCCAACGUAGUAGUAGUUUAGAAAGAGAAGAGAGAAGAGAAUCAAAUAGCUUAGAACGAAAUAUUUCAUAUCGCACAUAUCGUAAUCAAAUGAAAAGCUCGAUGGAGGCGGAACCAUUACAAGAAGAAAUAUACGAUUUCGGUGGCAGCAAUGUGAAAUCGUGUGCCACAACAAUAAGUUCGCUUAAUCGUAGUCGCCCAUUUGAUAUGAUUCCACGUAUGCUGCCACAACGAAAUUUGAUCGGAAAUUGCAAACGUCAGACCGUAAGCGAACAAUUUGAUGCAAAGGUCGCACCUAACUCUACCUAUACUCCAAUGGCACCUGGUAAUAAAGUCUUCACAACAAGCUAUGACAUGGCAAGGGGAGACUUCAAUAUGAUGACCAAACAAUGUCCCUAUCCAAUUAGCGAAAAUUGCGAGUUGAAAACGGCAAAAUAUACAGAUAAUAUUCAUAUCACGCAGCAAGAAGCAGCAGGUACAAGCCAGGAUGUCGCACACGCGGCUGAGUGUCAAUUUGGCGCACAGAAGAAACGCCUCAGCCUAACGUCAAAUUCGGAUAUAAAUGAUACGAGCUAUUUUAAUUGCAAUCAUGGCCCAUCAAGUUUACCAGAGUGUUCACCAAGUAUUAGUAAUACCCUAGGCACUUCACGUCCCCACACCCCAGAUUCCAAGCUUAACACCUUGAAGAAUAGUACAUCCUCCAUAGAAAAUUCGACAUGUAGUAAUUUAAAUGAUACAGCAAGUGAUUCAAGGCCAAAAAAUGAAGUAGCAUCUUCCAAGCUAACUGGUGUUGGUAGCAGCAAUAAACCACGUGUGGUAGUCGAUCGCAGCAAUGAUGAAGUCUACAUAGCUACCACGAAUGUGGUGAAGGCAAUAAUGACACUUUCACAAGAUGUUGAAAAAUCAAAUGCCAAUAACUAUUUAUAUUUGGUAAGGAAUGUUGGAAUUGAGUUGCGUACCUUGUUGGCAUCGGUAGAUAGGCUGUCACAGGUUUUUCCAACGCAAGCGCAUAGGGAGGUUGAAAUGGCCCAUAAAGUGCUAUCGAAGGACAUGCAGGAUUUGGUAGCAACAAUGCGACUUGCACAACAAUACAGUGAUACCACCCUCGAUAGUGAAUACAGACGGAAUAUGCUGUCUUCAGCACAUAUACUAGCCAUGGAUGCGAAAAACUUAUACGAUGUAGUGGAUUCCAUACGUAGGCGACAUGACAUCUUUCUACCACCACCUACGCCAUUGCAAGAACGAGCUCGUUCAAAUCCACUAACCUCUUCGUUGGGCGAAUCUACUACGAAUGUAGUAACGAAAUCAAUCGAGCAUACUGACUUAACGAAUCAGGAGCCAAAUGUAACUUUGACCGAAGAUGGCUAUCAAGUAAUGUCCAAUAGUAAAUUUCAGAAUUUUAACAAUUUUGUAAUCGAAAAAGACAACAAAUCUGAUGUAGAACUUACACAGCAACAACAACAACCGAACAUUGCGAGUCUACACUUGGCAAGCCACAUAAAUAACGACGGAAUUGUGAGAAGGUCCAACCUCGCAUUUGAGCAUAUUAUGCAUAACACGAAUGAACAACUACAAAUUGUAGAACAUACAGAUUGUUCAGAAUACGAUCAUUUAUAUUCGAACUAAUUUACAUACAUGCUAUGUAUGUAUAUGUACAUAUAUGUAAUCUCUACAAACAAAAAAAAAAACAAUUUAUAUACAAUAUUUAUAAUUUUUUAGCGAAACAAAAAUUUUCAUUUAACUAUUACUUUUUAAGAGAAGUGAAAAAAGAUAAGAAUAUAACAAUAUUGAAUAUUUUGCAUUCAAACGCACUCACUAAUUUAUAUUUUUAAAAUUUACAUACUGAAGAAGUUUUCAUUAACAAUUUGUCUAAGGGCUACAUACAGUCGAAUCAAUAAAGUUUAGGUACAGUGAUUUUUUUGCAGUACGGGUAACUGUUUUUUUUUUUAAUUUUAUUAUUUUUUUUUUCGCAAAUUUUUUAUAAAAAUUUGGUUAAUUCUACGCUCAAGACCCCAAAAAUCCGAGCUCCAAACCUUAUGCUGAAUUAAAGAAAACUGCAAAUUUUCAUCAAAAUAUAAAAU
This is a messenger RNA of Rhagoletis zephyria (snowberry fruit fly), 5734 nucleotides long. It is a transcript of the gene Fak, whose product is annotated as protein tyrosine kinase 2 Fak. Gene Ontology annotation, biological process: protein phosphorylation; signal complex assembly. Gene Ontology annotation, cellular component: focal adhesion; cytoskeleton. Gene Ontology annotation, molecular function: protein tyrosine kinase activity; ATP binding. The record is from RefSeq and is a predicted model, not a curated record. NCBI's taxonomy places the organism in Eukaryota, Metazoa, Arthropoda, Insecta, Diptera, Tephritidae.